Molecule: messenger RNA, 1352 nt
Organism: Danio aesculapii
Lineage: Eukaryota; Metazoa; Chordata; Actinopteri; Cypriniformes; Danionidae
Gene: tusc2b
Product: tumor suppressor 2, mitochondrial calcium regulator b
Exons: 4
Coding region: 213-551 (112 amino acids)
Biological process (GO): regulation of mitochondrial membrane potential; inflammatory response
Cellular component (GO): mitochondrion
Source: RefSeq, a predicted model, not a curated record
CCGGUUUCAUCGGGAGCGGUUGAGAGUGUCGUGAUUCACUGUCUGAUCAGCAGCGGCUCGUUUGUGACUUUGCACACUCAAUAAAUCUGACCAAAGCAGAAACAAUUCGCACCAUUUCCGCUGCUCUGCUUUAUUGAACACCAAAAGACUUCAUUCAGAACUGAACGCCCGUCCCAGUGUGACCCGACCAGGAGGAGAAUGUUUUGCGGUCCAUGAUGGGCGGCAGCGGGUCUAAAGGUAAAGGCUACUGGCCAUUUUCAGGUUCAGGUGGUGGAGAUGAACCAGCCAAAGAGGGCCAGGAGCAAAGCCUGUCCCGAGUGCGCAGCAUCCGAAAUGCGACGCCAUUCGUGUUUACCAGGAGAAGCUCUUUGUACUUUGAUGAGGACGGUGACCUGGCCCACGAGUUUUACGAAGAAACGGUAGUAACAAAAAACGGCCGCAAGAAAGCAAAACUAAAACGAAUCCACAAGAACCUCAUACCUCAGGGAAUCAUCAAGUUGGAUCACCCGUGUAUCCACGUUGAUUUUCCAGUCGUCAUCUGUGAAGCCUGAUGCCGUCGGUGACCUCAUGCGAAGAAUCCGUCCUCCCUCAUUUUCCUCCCGACCGCUGGAUCCCGAACACGCUUGCUGUGUAGCGCCCCCAUGUGUCCUGGAGGGCUGAACGCGUGUAUGUGGAAUCCCGGCAAACCCGGCCGCGAAACGCUCCGGCUGUCUGAGAAGAGGCUGCGGCCUGACAAUGAUGUCCUGACUCUUUUCGUUCUCUUGUAAUCCUCCACAUGUAUGUCUUGAAGACUAUUAUGGGCUGUAUGGCCAAGACACUAAGUGUGAUUUGUAUAUGAGUGUAUGGCUGUUUUUGUUUGUAUGUGACCAUAGAAAUAGAGAAAAUUUUGCGAUGUUUGACUUUUAUCAGGAGCACAUCAUGAAGGACUCUUUUAGAACGUUGCGAAUGUAGACGUUCUAAAAGCCAUGGUUGCAUUUGAAUGCUUUAAUUGAAGGGCAUUGUAUACAAAGCAGAACUCCAGAGAGGAUUUUCGUAGAGGUAACGCCGUUAGGGUUAGUACAAAAAAAACGUAAAAACUACAGCCUGAAUUUUGCAUGUAGUUCCUAUAGACCAGAUUCUGCUUUCUUUUCAGCUGGUAGGGGAGAGUCAAUGGCUGUUUACUACGCUGUGAUUUGUUUAUAUGCUGAUGGGAUGAUGGAAUUGCUGCCGCUCCUUGAUUGGACGGUUGAGGCACUGACUGACACGGUGCUGCCAGUCACUGUGAGAAGCCCCGCCCCCUCACACUGUUGUGGCAGUCUUUAUUUAUUACAAAUAAAAUGACCAGAUGGCAUUAAAAAAAUACCACAUGUAAA